AUGGCACAGCCAAGUUAUGAUCUUAAGAAAGUGUAUAAAGAAAUUUUUACGAUCAGUAACUAUUGUGUGGAGAGUAAAGGUCAAUUAACAGUUAAUUCAAAUCACAAAUCAAUCCACGAUUAUUGUAAUUCCUGGAGGAACUCAGGAAAAGGUAAUUGUGAUUGUUAUUUUCAAUUGGCUAGUUGUGGUUUUAUUUAUUUGCUAGAAAAUUUAAAGAAGUAUGGUUUAGACGAUGAUAAACUUGCCGAAUAUGCUAUUUUAUGGUUAAGUUAUAAACUAAAUACAGCGCCAGAAAAUUGUGACAUGAAUUUAAAUAAUUUUUAUACUAAAUAUAUAGAAACAAAUAACCAUUAUAAUAAUAUAAUAAAUGGUGAUGAUAAUAUGAAUUAUAAGAAAAUUAUAGAUAAAAUAAAAGUUUUGAUAGAUAUUAAAGAAAUAUCUAAAUUUAAUGAUAUAUUUUAUACAUUAUUUUUCUCCUAUUUUGUAAUUGAUUAUAAUGAUUUCAAAUGCGAAAACUAUUUGGAAUUUGCUAAUAAAUUUGUUCAAUAUUUUCAAAAACUCAAUAAUGAUUCUAAUAAUAUAAAAGACAGUUUAUUUAGUCAAAUAUUGUCUACAUUAUCAAAUGAUUAUGAUAAUUUAAAAAAUAUAUAUGGUAAUAAAUCUUGCAAAAUUUCAUCUAUUCCAAAAUUAAACCCCAAAAGUCCUGUAGAAAAUUCUGGAAAAGGUGAUAAACAAAUAUUGGGGGAGACUUCUGAAUCUACAUCAUCAAGUUUGUCGAUAUUAAAGACAGUAAUUCCAGGUUUAUCGACAUUUUUUGUAAUACCAGUUUUCUUGGGAGUUGCUUAUAAGUAUUCAUUAUUUGGAAUUGAUAAAUUAUUUCAAAGACAAUAUAUAAGAAACAAAUUAAAAAAAACAAAGAAGAAAAUGGAACUUAAUAUAUGA
Molecule: messenger RNA, 942 nt
Organism: Plasmodium vinckei vinckei
Lineage: Eukaryota; Apicomplexa; Aconoidasida; Haemosporida; Plasmodiidae
Product: PIR protein CIR protein
Exons: 3
Coding region: 1-942 (313 amino acids)
Source: RefSeq, a predicted model, not a curated record